CGUUUGCUCCUUCAUAAUGAAUGAAGAUUCGUCUUCUCAAAGUGAGAAAGAAGAAGAGGAAGAGCCCGGCGUGGAAAAGUACAGAAGAGGAGAGAAACUGAAGAACAUAGAGUUUGUUCGAGACAGAAAGUUGAGGAGUCAGUUGAAACGAUCUGAAGAGAAACGUGAGCUAGCUGCGACAAGAGCAGCCAAAGCUGAGGUUUUACUCGUAGAGGAAGCAGGGUAUCUUGAAGCUGAUGGAUUGGAGAAAACGUACAAAUUCACUCAGAAAGAAAUAGCAAAUGCUGUAGAUAUUGGUAGCGCCCAGAAACAAUUUGAUCUUCAUUUAGACAAGUCUGGACCUUACAGACUCAGUUACACAAUAAAUGGAAGGUAUCUUCUUAUUGGUGGGAAGAUGGGGCAUAUUGCUACAAUUAAUUGGGCAACGAAGAAGCUCGGUUGUGAAGUUCAUGUAGGUGAAACAAUCAGAGAUGUACAGUAUUUGCAUAAUGAGACGAUGUUUGCAGUGGCACAGAAGAAGUAUCUCUACAUCUAUGAUAAUAAGGGCGUCGAAAUACAUUGUGUACGAAGACAACGAGACGUCAACAGACUUGACUUUCUUCCAUAUCAUUUCCUACUCGUGACUGUGAAUGAGCAGAGCGAGUUGAAGUAUCAGGAUGUGUCUACUGGCUCGUUUGUUGCAGAAUACAAGACAAGGAAGGGACCGUGUGAUGUGCUGACUCAUAAUCCUUACAAUGCUAUCGUUCUGUUGGGUCACCACAAUGGUGUUGUGAGUAUGUGGAGUCCAAAUUCAGGCGCUCCUCUCGUUAAAAUGCUUUGUCAUCGAGGACCGGUGAGAGCGAUUGCCAUCGACAGGGAAGGAUUGUACAUGGCAACAUCGGGAAUGGACGGCAUGAUGAAAAUCUGGGAUAUUCGAACGUACAAGAUGAUGUACAAAUACAUCACAAGAUCACCAGCUGGAAACCUUGAUUUCAGUCAGAGGGGCCUGUUAGCAGCCGGACAAGGCAGCUAUGUCAAUAUUUGGAGAGACGUUUAUCGAGAGAAACAGAAGAUGCCGUACAUGAAGCAUCACGUGCUUCAUUCCGGUGUGUCCGACUUAGAGUUUUGUCCAUUUGAAGACGUACUGGGUGUUGGCCACAGACAAGGAUUCAGUAGUCUCCUCGUUCCUGGAGCGGGAGAGCCAAAUUUUGAUGCACUGGAGUCGAAUCCGUAUCAGACAAAGAAACAGCGGCAAGAGGGCGAAGUAAAAGCUCUACUAGAGAAGAUUCAACCCGAGUUAAUAUCGCUCGAUCCACACAGAAUCAACAAAGUUGACCAUACGAACAGAGAGAUACUCAUGCAAGAGAAACUGGAAAUGGAAGACAGUGAAGAGAAGUAUGAGCCACGUUAUAAGGCAAGAGGACAAAGCUCUUCUCUUAGAACAUACCGCAGGAAACAAGCACAUAUUGAAGAGCAGCUGAAAGAAAGGAAACGGAAGAAAAUGCUUGAAAGGCAAAAGGAAAGUAGAGAAGAAGAGGCUAAUGUGAAGCGGACAGCUCUUGACCGGUUUACUAGAAAGAAACUUUAAAUUAAAUAAUCGACAAUAAAGUAGAAAUUAGUGGGAUG
Corticium candelabrum is the source of this 1605-nucleotide messenger RNA. RefSeq lists its product as uncharacterized. The transcript has 13 exons. Gene Ontology annotation, biological process: maturation of SSU-rRNA from tricistronic rRNA transcript (SSU-rRNA, 5.8S rRNA, LSU-rRNA). The record is from RefSeq and is a predicted model, not a curated record. Gene Ontology annotation, molecular function: protein binding. Gene Ontology annotation, cellular component: nucleolus; small-subunit processome; 90S preribosome. Bases 17 to 1567 code for a protein of 516 amino acids. NCBI's taxonomy places the organism in Eukaryota, Metazoa, Porifera, Homoscleromorpha, Homosclerophorida, Plakinidae.